ACCCGAGCCCGGGAGAAGGACGGGAGGAAGGGGAAAGGGGAAUGAAAGAGGGAGAAAGAAAGAAGGUAGCGGCAGCGCGCACACUCUCACACCCCCGCUGGAAAAGUAAAUACAUCGCUGAAGCCAGAGGCGCGGGGGGGGGGGGGGGGGGGGGGGAGCGACGGGGGACGCCGGGCAGGCUGCCCUCGGGAGGGGCGUGGGGUAGACUGAAGGAAGCCAGCCAAGAGCGGGGACCACCCGAAACGAAGGGGACCCAUCCGGAGACGGCGUCCCAACUCGCCCCCCCCCCCCCCUCGGCACCCCCCCACUCCCAAACCUCCGCGCCACGGAAUCUCCUCCUCCCGGGAGCCGCGGCCUGGCCCCGAGGGACGAAGGCGGCGGCCCCUCGGAGAGCCGAGGGGCGGCGGGGGCCCGGGCCGGCCCAAGGCAAACUUCGGUUGGGAGCGGCGUGCCGGCAGCCGGCCGCCUGCCCCGGAGCGGGGAGGGGGGGGGUGUGUGUGCGAAGGGGGGUGGUGGCGGGAGGAGUUCCGAGAGCGGAGGAGCGGGAGGAGAACGCGCCGGAGAGGAGGGAGCGGGGACCCCUCCGCCUCGCCCCUCCGAGCGCAGCCCGCGGCAGCGAGCGGCGGCACCGGGCAGCGGCUGCAGCCGAGGGAUGCGCAGCGCCGGCCACAACUUCCUCGGCACGGGGAGGGCUCAGGUCGCGGCAGGAACGGGCUCGGGAGCCGGGCGUGCCCGCACCGCCGGGCCGGCAGUGCCCUGCGGCAACGGAGGCGAAGACGGAGAACGGAGGUGGCGGCUCGGACCGAGCGCAGGAGCGGCGCGGAGACCUGUUGACCGAGCGAGGAGAAACCGUGCCCGAGCGGGACCCCGAGCCGCGGGCUGCCCGCCCAGCAGAGCCGGGAGCGGCGGGAGGAGAGGGACCCCCGGGAGAGGGUCCGAUGGGCGCGGGGCCGGGGGAGCUCCAGGUGCCUCGCUCCGGUCGCACACGGGGCGGCCGAUCGUGUCCGUGCGGCCACGUGCCCCGUUUGGAGCGCAUAUAAACGGGCGGGUGUGUGCGGCACAGAGGUUGCUAGUUGUGGAAAUGCGGCAGGCAGAAAAACGAGUGGGAACAAAUCUGGGCAAGUGCUGAAGACAGCCCAGCAAAAGGGCUGCGAGGACUGGUGUGCACUCGUGCGUCACCUCCCCCUCUCCACCACGGCCCUCCCCUGCCGUGCCAUCCUGCCGCUGUGCCUCACCCCAGCCAGCUCAUCUGCUCCUUGGUAUGGCUGCAGAGCAGAGCUGGGAAGAUGUGCCUGAUUGCAAGUGCAGAGGUCGGUGCUGGAGCCUGGGCCGUAGGGUUGUCACAUCUACCUGAGAGUGCACCAGCCUCAGGAAGAGGCUGUCCACCUGCUGUCCACCUGCUGCAGCCCCUCAGCUGACUCACAUCCUGCCCCUCGCAGAGCAGAGCCCCAAGAUGCCAGCCAAGAAUGUCUGUGUGCCUCCAGUGCCUCAGCCCUGGGAACAGCAGCACCGUCUUCCCUCCAGCAGAGCCUGGAGGCUGCUGUGUAAAGGGACAGCCUCAAAUGGGGAAGUGCGGUCUCCCUCCAUAACACAGACAGGCACAUGGUCCCUGUGUGGCGCUGAGGCCCAGAGGUACAGAGGAGCGUGGUGCAGUACGUGCUACGUGCUGCCAUCUCUGCCUGUUCCUGCUUUACCUUGGCAGCAGGUGAGUUCAGGAUCUUUGGUGGGCAAAUGUUCCCACUUCAGCGCUGUCAUUCAUUCAUGGCAGCGUUCUCACAUGGCAGCUCAGUGUAGAACAUUAGAACCAAGCAUAAAUUCCAAACCAAUGCCAGUCCUCCCAAGCCACGUGUUACAUAACGGCUGGUAUCACAGGCACCCUCCUUGACGCAGUGAUAGCCUCAAUCAGGCAGAGGCACCAUGGGUGGAACUCUUAUUGCAUCAGGCUGACUCCCCAUGAAUGAGCAGAGGACUCACACAUCCUCAAAAUAGAAUGUACCUUGGUACUGCAGGGUGAGCAAUGUGGGCGCACUGCUUUCUCUUUUCUCUCUCUUUUUGUUUUGUUUUGUUUUUUACUAAAGGCUCAAAACAAGCUCUGGUCCUGCAAGCACAGCACACACAGCAGCGAGUCUCUGCAUAUGAGCACCAGGUGACGGAAGGAUUGUGUUAUGGGCUGCUCUAGGCAGGAUCCAGAACAAAGUGCUGAACUUGAGGAGAGUUCUUCCAGAGGUUACAGCGAGGUCUGGGUUGUCAGCCUGCCCCUGCUUGCACAGCACUGGGCACAGUGGAGCCCUCAACCUUGACUGGGCUGUCUAGGAAUGACUGUGAAAUGAAUGGCACAAAGCGCUUGGGAUGUAGACUCAGAUAGCAAAGUCCUCCUCUAAGAGCACACAGCCUUGUACUUGUGGGUCGGCAGGCUGGGAGGCACUAGUUACAAAGGAAACCAGUAACAGCUCACCUGUCUAAUGUUUCAUUGUAGCCAAACUCUGCUUUUAGUUUUCAUUACUCCAGAAGUUGCUAUUAGUUAUUUUGUAUUUUAGUUAUAUUUUCAUACUUUUGCAAGUAAGCUUGUAACAUGCCCCUGACAACUUGUAUCCUAAGCUUCAAGCCAAGGCAUCUCAAGCGUUGCAGGUUUAGAACCGACUUCCAAUGUGAAUCCAUACCGUCUUAAUUAUAGGAGUAUCAGCAGCCACGAUACGAGGGAAGUAGCAGAGCUUUCAUUACUAAAGAGGCACAGUAGUUAAGGUCUGUCAGUGUUCCUGUUACAAUCCCCAUCUUGAAGAGGUUAUAACUUGGGCUGUGUAAAUUUGAUUGAGCUGAAACUUGGGACUCAAACUGUCAGUCCAUAUAGGGAUUUACCUUAUGAAUAAUUGGCUAAUCCGUUGCUUGAUUCAGAGGCCUUUAUAAAAUGAUUUUAAUGGGUUUUAAUGUUUUUUUCUUUUACUGACAUCUAGGGUAUGAAUGUGGUACUUCUAGCUCUUUUGAAGCUCCAUAUUGAACAGCAUAUGUAUAGGUACAUGCAUUAAAACUAUACAGCAACAGAGGAGUUCAUGGGGCACACGUAUCACUCAUGCAUCCAUGCGUUCACAUAUACAGACAGAGACUGUGUAGGAGAAGUGAGACAAUUUAUCUAUCUCAGAGUAUGUCAGAUAAAUGGAAUAUAAAUGCCUCAGACAGAAGGGAGCUAAAGCACAUCCACUGUGUCUGCUGUGACCCUCGGUCCCACACUGACCAGCUGUCAGACCUGCUCACACCACCCUGCUGGGAAAGGUGGGUGUUCCCUGAUCCAGACACCCGAAGCAGUUCUGGUGCACUACAGGACAGUGAACAGGUCACUUCCAUUGGCUAUAGAUGCAGUGAGAAUAGCAAGGGACAGGAAAAGAUCUGUCAUAUCAUCGAUCACUUGGUUUUCUUUGUUAACAGUUUUUGGGGACUUAUCAUUUUGGGGGGAACAUUUUCUUUCUUCAAACUGUAUGGAAGUGAGUCCCAUGUGCACAUUGGCACCAGAACAGUCAUCGUGGCUGCACUUUCAAAGGCAUCGGACACUCAACUUUUCACGCUGGGCUUAAGUGUGGCUUUGUGUUACAAAUUAUUUUACUUAGAAUUGCUCUUCCUGCUAGUUCCAAACCUCUGUGGCUCAGAGACACUUUUUAUCACUUCAGAUCACUCUAAGCCAGAUCAUGCACAUCUGGGGAAGGAUGCAAAGUUUCUUUGACCCUAGCAGAAAAUACUGGCAAGCCCGAGGCCAGCAAGAUGAGCCACAGACCAUGAACAGGUUGCUCUAGUGGAGCCAGGAUCCAAAACAUUUCUCCACUAACCUUCUAAAUGUUUGCAGAGCAUGAACACUAUCCUUUGAGAGGCUGCUGAGAUGCUAAGUCAUCCAUUUACCUAAGCAGGUACUCUUUGAGCUUAUGUUAUUGACCAAAGUGUCUUUCUAAUCAGUUUUCUGGCUUUAGCUGCUAGGUUUUAUGGAGAUCCCUAGCUAGCCCAAGGCCAGGAAUUACAGCCACCUCAAGCCACAGUCAGGCAGGCAUAACCUUCUGGCACAGCAGACACUGAGCUCAGGCAGGGUGAGCAUGCUGCAUGGGUCAAAAAGGCUGGGCCAAGCUUCCAGCAAACUCCUGGUAAGGCUCAAAGCAGGAGGAAGCUGUGAGUCUGGCUCUCUGCAGCUGUGCCAUGGGGCUUGACCUGCAACUUUAAGAAUGGGCAGCAGUCACCGGUGCCUGGCAUUAAGGCAUGCCAGCAAGAAAUUUGUUUCCUGGUUUCUGUUUACUGCAGCUGGAGUUAUUUCCCUGGUAAUCAUGGGCACUGGUGCCAACAACCACUGUUCUGCAGGUAUGUAUGUAUGUAUCACUCCCACCAAUUAGCAGGAGUGCACCCCAAGUUUUAAAAGCAAUGGCACACCGUCACUUCAGAGUGUCCUGCUAAUCAGCAAGAAAGUACAUGUAGGCUGGGCAGAGCUGGUCUGCUCCUGGCCAAAUGAAACGUGUGGGGCAGCACCAAUCUUUUCAAAGAGUGGUUGUUUAAGAUCAGCCUUCUCUCGGGAUCAUAACGAUAAGCUUUUCAUGCUCCCCCGAAAGAACAGAUCCAAGGGGCUCAAGAUCUUAUCACCCCUAACAGGAAAUCUAGAAAGUUCCACUCUAAAUGUGGCAGGAGAAGAUGGAAUUGCAAAUGUUUUGUCUCGGAAAAUAAAUCCAGCUACACCUCCAUCAAAGUAAAUAAGAAUUCUAGGAUGACAAAACUAAUUAAUAAAACCAAGUCAGCCAAUAGAAGUGUCAGUGGUCAGUAUUUAUACAUUUCACAUCAUCAUUCCCCGUAUUAAUUUUGUAUUACUGUUUUAGAUUACAUUCAGUUUUAGCCUUUAGUUUCAGCAAAGAAGAAAUACAUGUGCUAUCUGGAACAUGGUACCAUUUGUGUGAAGCUCCAUCUAGAUGGAAAAAAUAAAGAACUGUUGAGAUAGCAGAGAUCUUCUGCAUUUAAAAACAUAAA
Messenger RNA from Coturnix japonica (Japanese quail), 4986 nucleotides. The record is from RefSeq and is a predicted model, not a curated record. Lineage: Eukaryota; Metazoa; Chordata; Aves; Galliformes; Phasianidae.